AUGCAGUGGUACCGGUUUCUUUUCGCGCUAGCGGUGGUGUUGUUUUCGGUGGUUGUGCUCGCCGCGGAGGACUACUACAAGAUCCUGGGGCUGGACAAGUCUGCGUCGGAGAGGGAUAUCAAGCGAGCGUACCGUACGCUCAGCAAGAAAUAUCACCCUGAUAAGAAUCCCGGAGAUGACUCGGCACGCGACAAGUUCGUCGAAAUCGCGGACGCAUACGACGUGCUCUCAACCUCGUCGUUACGGAAAGUCUACGACCAAUACGGCCACGCGGGCGUCGAGCAGCAACGGAAAGGCGGUGCCGCGGGCGGGCAGCCGCAUGAUCCCUUUGAUCUAUUCUCGCGCUUUUUUGGAGGAGGUGGUCAUUUUGGACAUGCGCCGGGACAGCGUCGGGGCCCGGAUAUGGAGAUGCGAGCGACACUGCCUCUCCGUGACUUCUACAAGGGGAAUGAGAUUCGAUUCAUAAUCGAGAAACAGCAGAUCUGUGAUACGUGCGAGGGCACCGGGUCCAAAGACCACCAGGUGGAGACGUGUGAUCUGUGCAGUGGACGCGGUGUGGUGAUUAAGAAGCACAUGCUCGCGCCGGGCAUGUUCCAGCAGGUACAAAUGCAAUGCGACAGGUGUGGCGGACAAGGCAAAAAGAUCAAGAACCCCUGUCCCGUAUGCCAUGGCAGCCGAGUUGUGAGAAACGAAGUGGAGAUGGCUGCGGACAUCGAGCCCGGAAUGGACAAGGGCCAGCGGCUGGUAUUUGAGAACGAGGCAGACGAGAGCCCGGAUUGGGUUGCCGGCGACCUGAUUCUGGUUCUGGACGAGAAGGAACCACAGCUGGGAUCGUCGGACGAAGAACGCACAGACGGCACGUUCUUCCGCCGCAAGGGCAAGGAUCUGUUCUGGAAGGAGACGCUGUCUCUGCGAGAGGCGUGGAUGGGCGAGUGGUCGCGCAAUCUGACACAUCUGGAUGGGCAUGUGGUUCGCCUUGGACGCAAGCGCGGCGAGGUUGUGCAGCCGCUAUCUGUUGAGACGAUUGAUGGUGAGGGAAUGCCGCAUUACUCGGAAGGUCAUUUGCAAGACCUGGAGGCAGAAGACGAUUCCCCUGGCAAGCUUUACGUGGAGUACACGGUUGUGUUGCCUGAUGAGAUGGAGAGCGGCAUGGAGAAGGAAUUCUUUGCCCUGUGGGAGAAAUGGCGCAAGAAGAUCGGUGUCGAUCUGGCCAAGGAUAGCGGCCGGCCGGUGCCUCCGCCGGCGGAGGAGGGCAAGGACGAGCUGUGA
Messenger RNA from Penicillium lagena, 1269 nucleotides. RefSeq lists its product as uncharacterized. Bases 1 to 1269 code for a protein of 422 amino acids. Gene Ontology annotation, cellular component: cytoplasm. NCBI's taxonomy places the organism in Eukaryota, Fungi, Ascomycota, Eurotiomycetes, Eurotiales, Aspergillaceae. Gene Ontology annotation, molecular function: Hsp70 protein binding. The transcript has 2 exons. The record is from RefSeq and is a predicted model, not a curated record. Gene Ontology annotation, biological process: protein refolding.